AAAAAAGUAAAAUAAACAAAAACAAAAUCUUUAGUUACCUCAAAUGGUCAAACAUAUUUGGUGAUGGUGUUUUGCAGUCUUCACAAUGAAAAGGGGAUUCCCCAUCGAUUCUCUUCUACUGUUAAAUUUUGGGGGUAGACUAGAUCUAAAAAAUAUUAUACAAUCGUAAAGAAUUCAACUUUGUCAAAGUAGAGUUUUGACUAGGAAAAAUAAGGUCUUUUUGGAGAGGAGAAGGUGUUGGGCGACUAUCUUGUGGGAUAUAAUGCCGUAAUACGUUAUAAAAGAAUGGGCCUAAGAUAUGAUGUAUGAAUUCUCAGAGAACAGAACUCGAUGUCUCUGGAGUCUGGACAAAAAUACACCUAUCUAUCCAUAAUCGGAUGAAGAAGAAGACGACUUGAAGUGUUGUCAGCUGUCACACAAUUCAAUGCGAUCCUCGUCUUUUCAUCGAUUUACAACUUGGACUCAUUAAAAGCUUUGAAAGUCUCCUUAAAAUGGAAUAACGUGUAGUCCCCAUGGCCCAGAGCCAUGUCCUCUUUCUUCGAGUUGGGUUUUUUAUUUGAAAUAAUGUACAACCAAGGUUUUGAGUACUGGGUCCAAUGGCAAGUUCCUGUUUGUGCUUUGAACUUCAUCAUACCAGCAGUGGUAGUUCUCAAAUAUCUAAGGAAGGAGAAGAAAGAGGAUGCUUUAAGUAUAAGAUCCAUUGAUUUUUUGUGGAGUUGUUGCUGGAGACACCUCAAUCCCAUUUGGCUGCUUAUCUACAGAGCCUUUGCUUUUGUUUGCUUGGCCUCUAUGCUUUAUCAGAUGGUCUUAAUUGAUGGACCUUUUGCCUUCUACUUCUACACCCAGUGGACUUUUGCAUUGGUUAUUCUAUAUUUUGCGAUGGCGACUGUUAUAUCCGCCUAUGGAUGUUGGACAUCCACAAACAAACCGUCAUCUGCAGAUGUGACGGAAUCUGAUGGAGAGGAAGAAUUUGAAGAUGAAAUGAACUUGCAGAGCCUCCAUUCUCGUAAGGAGAUUCAACCAAAACUUGGAUCUUGGGGGUAUCUAAUGCAAGCGAUGUAUCAUACUUGUGCAGGCGCUUCUGUCUUGACAGAUUUGGUAUUUUGGUUCCUUUUAGUUCCACAAGGCAAUGAGCAGUUUGAGAUAACCCUUUUGAUAGGUGGCCUACACACUGUGAACGUUGUUUUUCUUAUUGGUGAUACCGCACUCAAUGUCAUUCCAUUCACUUGGUUCGGUUUUUCCUAUUUUGUACUCUGGAGCUGCCUUUAUAUUACUUUCCAAUGGACCCUUCACUUGUGUGGUUUCAUGAAAUGGUGGCCAUAUCCGUUUCUCGAGCUCAAUACACCAUGGGCGCCCUUAUGGUAUUUAGGAGUGACCUUAUUUCAUCUUCCCUGUUAUUGGAUAUAUACAAUGCUUGUCCAAGCAAAAAUCUGUCUUCUACCCAAAUUGUUUCCUCACGUGUAUGUCAGGUUGAACUAGUUUCAUACUUUUUGCAUAUUGGAAGUAAUAUACUUGUGCUUACUUCAUAAGGUACUUUUCCGAAUAAAUGUAAAGAGCUCUAAAGGAGAUUCUUCAUCUAAUAAAGAAACCUUGUAAGCACAGAAAAUAUCCAAACUAGUGCAACAGGGUGUUCAUGUUCAUAAUUGCAAUCUAAUAUAGUAUUUGGACACAAUUUGCUUCCA
Messenger RNA from Humulus lupulus (European hop), 1682 nucleotides. RefSeq lists its product as uncharacterized. The record is from RefSeq and is a predicted model, not a curated record. The transcript is spliced from 8 exons. Bases 526 to 1479 code for a protein of 317 amino acids. Lineage: Eukaryota; Viridiplantae; Streptophyta; Magnoliopsida; Rosales; Cannabaceae. Gene Ontology annotation, cellular component: membrane.